ACUCUAUUCUGGGAGGAGCCCAGGCUCGCAUGCAGACUGAAACCUAGUUCCUCUCUGGCAGGGUCUGACUCACCUGUCGGUUACAGUGUGUAACAGUCAGACAAGUUACAGUACCAGGCUGCUGUCACUUCAUGUAGCGUCACGAAUAUAUUCCAAUGUCCAUGUCAAUUGUUAGGAAAUCUGAGUUUCGGGCGGAUUGUUUAGCAACCCAGGCACUUCCCUCUCUUCUUCGGCUACUACGCUUGUAGCAACAGGCAUGCUACUAUAGAAGUAAACUGCAGAAGUGAACUUUAAGCAGAGUUAUAGUUGUUUUUCCACCCCUGUAUCAUCAUGGGUGACUCGGACGUGGUCGGGGCCUUGCCUCGCAGGAGAAGGGCGACUUUUGCGGCGGGGAGAGGUGCGAGUCUGCUGCCGAUGAACGGGAAGUCUGCGGCGGCGUGUCAGAGCCCAGUGACUGCUGACAUUAGCAGAGACAAUGGCCAGGGAAAACGUGACCGUUCACUGGAGACAGUCCGGUCUAAAUCAAAGAGUGAGAAAAAGAAACGCAGGAGUGACUUAAGUGACAGACUGGGCUGCCAUAAGACACAGGAGUCCCUGCUGAGUUCAGCCAGUGGUUACAAUAACUACAGAGGAAUCCUCAACUGGUGUGUGGUCAUGCUGGUGCUGAGUAAUGCUCGCCUCUUCUUAGAAAACCUGUUAAGGUACGGCAUUCUGGUGGACCCUAUUCAGGUGAUUUCCUUGUUUCUGAAUGAUCCCUACAGCUGGCCAGCAGCAUGCCUGGUGAUUGUGUCCAACGUGUCCAUUCUGGUGGCUCUCUACACAGAAAGGCAGCUGUCGAAGGGUUCAUUCAGCGAACUUGUUGGAUUUCUGGUCCAUUGCAUUAACAUGGCAAUCAUGCUAACAUUCCCUGCUGCUGUGGUCCUAUUGGUCCCCUCCAUGACCCCAGUUGGAGGUGCAUUCGUUCUUGGUACUUACACCAUCCUCUUCCUAAAGCUGUACUCCUAUAAGGACGUCAACAUGUGGUGCAGAGAGCUGAGCACUGUCAAGGCGAAGACACUGGCCAGGUCGCUGUCUUGUCCCUCAGCACAGCACUUCAAUGGAGGUGACCAUAAGGUGUGUUACCCUGGGAACCUCAGCAUGAGAGACAUGUAUUACUUUGUCUUUGCUCCGACUCUGUGCUACGAGCUCAACUUCCCUCGCUCUACUAAGAUUCGCAUGAGUUUCCUGCUGAGGAGACUGUUUGAGAUGCUGUUCUUCACCCAGAUGUUAGUUGGUCUCACUCAACAGUGGAUGAUUCCCAUCAUUCAAAGUUCCAUGAAACCACUAGAGGACAUGGAUCUGUCCAGGAUGACUGAGAGACUUCUAAGAUUAGCUGUUCCUAAUCACCUGCUGUGGCUGAUGUUUUUCUACUGGUUCUUCCACUCAUCUAUGAACUUCACCGCUGAGCUGCUGCGCUUUGGAGACAGACAGUUCUACAAGGACUGGUGGAACUCUGAGUCUGUGACAUAUUUCUGGCAGAACUGGAACAUCCCUGUACACAAGUGGUGUCUGCGCCACUUUUACAAGCCGCUGUUGAGGAGAGGAUUUAGUAAAAUAGUCAGCCAAUCAGCUGUCUUCUUGUUGUCGGCUUUCUUCCAUGAGUACUUGGUGAGUGUUCCUCUCAGGAUGUUCAGACUGUGGGCCUUCAUGGGCAUGAUGGCACAGCUUCCAUUAGCCUGGUUUGUUAGUCACUUCCUGCGUGGUAACUACGGCAACGCUGCAGUGUGGAUCUCAAUCAUCAUUGGUCAGCCAUUCGCCGUCCUGAUGUACGUCCAUGACUAUUACGUCCUGCACUACAGACAGGAGGCUGUCUGAUAUGCGCACACACACACACACACACACACACACACACACACAUAUAUAUAUAUAUAUAUAUAUAUAUAUAUAUAUAUAUAUAUAUAUCUACCAUCUUUGUCUCACUCUUUCUAGCUGUCACUCUUGUACACAAACAAACACAUCAGCGUCCAGUGGAGGUAACAGAUAUAGUACUUUACAUGUUAGGAUGAACUGAUUGCAUCAUGAUCAUAGCAUGUUUACAUUAGACACCUUGGCCAUUGUAAUAUCCUGCUGGGGAAAAAAAACAUUUCUUCAAGCUGGGAAAGGUAAGAAUAGCUAACAAGGGGAAAAUAUUUUUGACAUACUACUUUAACUUAAGGAGGAAGGCUUCACUUCUGUAUAAAGUAAUACAGUCAUGCAGCAUCUCACUCAGGUGAUUUUUCUUCCAGUGUCUUUUUAAAACCUCUGACGGCCAGUUUGGGCUGAAAUGUUUGCAGAAUGGAUAAACUAAUGUAUGUGGUACUGCAAAAACCCUUCCUUUGUUUUAUCAUAGAGGUUUUCCUCCUCCUCAGCUGUGUGCAUGGACAGUAUAAUGACUGUGGCUGAAUUUUAUUUUUAUCAUAUCAUUUUUAUAUUUUUGUCAAGUUGACAACACGAUUCAAGUGCCUUUUGUAAAAGUUAUGUAGCGAUUUAUGAUCCACUGUGUUUCCUUUUUACCUUUUUGUGAGCCAAAGGCACCUUAAUCUGUCUGAUUUUACUGUGAGAUGGAACAUCACUAGCAAAAAUGAAUGUAUGCUGGUAGGAUUUUAUUAAUGUACGAUUUUUAUUUUUCUAUGAUGUUUUACUUUGUCAGUUAGGAAAAGGCAGUGUUACUGUAUGUCUGGGUUUUUUUUCUUUUUACCUGAAGUGCCAUUACAGUAAUACAUCACAUAUCCAAUCACUCAUUUUGUGCAAAAUCACUGAAUUUGGUUUUUUUUGGUCAUGCUACUAUCUCAUUAGACGGCUGCCAAGUAACAGUGUCUAAUGAUGUGUCUUAAUACAAUGUGUGUUUCUGAAAAUAAACAUUCAGUUCAAUUUAA
This is a messenger RNA of Siniperca chuatsi (mandarin fish), 2894 nucleotides long. It is a transcript of the gene dgat1b, whose product is annotated as diacylglycerol O-acyltransferase 1b. The record is from RefSeq and is a predicted model, not a curated record. Gene Ontology annotation, molecular function: diacylglycerol O-acyltransferase activity. Gene Ontology annotation, cellular component: endoplasmic reticulum membrane. The coding region runs from base 331 to 1854 and encodes 507 amino acids. Gene Ontology annotation, biological process: triglyceride biosynthetic process. NCBI's taxonomy places the organism in Eukaryota, Metazoa, Chordata, Actinopteri, Centrarchiformes, Sinipercidae. The transcript has 17 exons.